AUGCACCGAAGGUCACUCCGUUUGCUGUUCGUGCUUAUCCACGUCUACCUCCAAGUGGCCGGUGGCGCCUACAUUGCUCCCCGGGCAUCCGACACGGGCGCCGACGCUUGCGCCGCAUUCAAGUACAUAGACCCAGGAGUCGCAGAAACCACGGCCGAUAACGAGUUUUACGAGGCUGGGGGCCGCGUCCACAUUGAGAAUCCGUCCUCGUCGAUCAACUCGACGCAUCUGCCCGCGUUCUGUCGCGUGCAGAUCAAGGUCGUCACGAACCCAGCCACCAACAAGACCGCGAACGCGGAGGUGUGGCUUCCAGAAGAUUGGAACGGACGUUUCUUGGCUGUUGGGAAUGGAGGACACAGUGGAGGAGUCACCGUUGAAGAUCUAGGUUUCGUAGCCGUGGCGCAGGGUUUUGCUGGUGUCUCGACCGACACUGGGCAUAAUGGGACGUCAGGCGAUACUCCUUGGCCUCUGCAUAACGACGAUGCCAUCAUUGACUGGUCAUGGAGGGCAAUGCACGUCUCCGUCCAAGUGGGGAAAGAGGUGGUUAAACAGUAUUACCAGCAAGCUGCGAACAAGAGUUAUUACAUUGGUUGUUCGACUGGUGGCCGGCAAGGACUGAAGGAAGUCCAGAUGUUUCCAGAAGACUUCGACGGUGUCGUAGUCGGCUCGCCCGCAAAUUGGAUGACUCACGUCCAGCCUUGGAGUCUACACGUUAAUGGCCUGGUGCAACCUGUCAAUUCGUCCGGGUGGAUAUCAGCGGAUACUUGGCAGAAUCUGAUCCAUAACGAGGUGCUGAAGCAGUGCGAUGGGUUAGACGGUGUAGAGGACGGGAUCCUGAACGACCCUACGCAGUGCAACUUCGAUCCUUCGCCUAUCACCUGCCCUACCCACGCCACCGACUCUUCCGACUGUCUGACGAGCGCUCAAGUCGCGGCGUUCACCCAAGUCUUUUCUGACUACGUAGAGGCAAACAACACGUUCAUAUUCAAUGGGCUAUACCUCGGUGGAGAACUUGACUAUCCGAAUGCUCUCGUAGGCGAUCAUGUCUCUACGUUAGCUCUUUACUACGAACGGUAUUUCGUCAUGAACGACUCAGAUUGGCAUGUCUCAGAGCUUGACCUGGCAGCUAUAGAAUUAGGCGACAAACUUGACGUAGGACAAGCGAACGCUAUAGAAGCCAAUAUAUCCGCCUUCACUAACUCUCCCCAUAACGGCAAGAUCAUACAUUACGUCGGCUUAGCUGAUCAGUUGAUAUCUCCGGGGAACUCGAAGCUAUACUACGAUUCCGUUAAGUCGUUCAUGGAAGAUAACGAUUUGGGCGACAUCGACGACGCCUAUCGGCUUUUCCCUGUUCCCGGCAUGAAACAUUGCAAGGAGGGAUUUGGCGCCAACGCCUUCGGUGGAGUCAUGCAAGCAUCGUCUGGGCAACCUCCACUAGAAAACGACUCAAAACAUAACAUCCUUCAGGCGCUGGUCGCGUGGGUAGAGAAUGGCGCAGAGCCAGUCCGACUUGAAGCGGCUUGGUACGUGGACGACGAUCACAACAAUGGAAUUGGUUUCACUCGGCCACUGUGUAAGCUAAGCGAGCAGAAUGUGAAGCUGGAUGCAGCUGCCGAUAUGGGGACGUAG
Messenger RNA from Punctularia strigosozonata HHB-11173 SS5, 1629 nucleotides. RefSeq names its product tannase and feruloyl esterase. The transcript is spliced from 16 exons. The coding region runs from base 1 to 1629 and encodes 542 amino acids. Lineage: Eukaryota; Fungi; Basidiomycota; Agaricomycetes; Corticiales; Punctulariaceae. The record is from RefSeq and is a predicted model, not a curated record.